AUGCAAGAAUAUAUACAGGAUGCUCUGACUUUCGUGCGCGAAUAUGGACGACCAUGUUUAUUUAUCGCGUUCACAUGUAAUCCAAAAUGGCCAGAGAUUACAUCUUUGCUACUGCCUGGCCAAAAUGCAAUACAUCGCCAUGACAUUACAGCACGUGUGUUCAGACAAAAGUUGAAGUCUUUAAUAAGUUUCAUUACUAAAUCACAUGUAUUUGGUCCCACACGUUGCUGGAUGUAUUCGGUUGAGUGGCAAAAGCGAGGAUUACCUCAUGCACACAUUUUGGUUUGGUUCAUCGACAAAAUCCGUCCUGAAGAAAUCGAUAGUAUCAUUUCUGCGGAAAUUCCAGAUCUAUCCACUGACCAACUGCUGUUUGAUAUUGUUACAACAAACAUGAUUCAUGGUCCAUGUGGUACUCUUAAUAGUUCAUCGCCUUGCAUGGCUGAUGGGAAAUGUACUAAAAAUUUCCCUAAAGAUUUUACCAAUGAUACGGUCACAAAUGUCGACGGAUACCCAAUAUAUCGUCGAAGAAAUCCUGAAAAUGGCGGACAGUCAUUUAUUAAAAAUAUCAUCAACACAGACAUUGAUAUUGACAAUCGUUGGGUGGUGCCAUAUUCGCCUCUGCUGAGCAAGACAUAUAAUGCUCAUAUUAAUGUUGAGUUCUGCAGUUCUGUGAAGAGCAUCAAAUACAUUUGCAAGUAUGUCCAUAAAGGCAGUGAUAUGGCUGUGUUUAGAGUGGAAAAUACUAAUGUGAAUGCUCCUCCAGUGAAUAAAAACGAUGAAAUAACGCUCUACCAAAUUGGUCGGUACAUCAGCUCCAAUGAAGCUGCUUGGCGUAUCUUUGGUUUUCCAAUUCAUGAACGGGAUCCAGCAGUUGUUCAGUUAGCCAUCCAUCUUGAAAACGGUCAGCGUGUAUUUUUCACGAACGAGACAGCGAUUGAUCGUGCAAUAAAUCCACCUAAAACUACACUCACUGCAUUUUUUGAAUUGUGUAAUCGUGCGGAUGAUUUUGGUGCCUUUGCACGAACAUUACUCUAUUCACAAGUACCACGCUAUUUCACAUGGACUCAAACAAAAACAUGGAUGCCCCGCAAGCAAGGCUCACCAGUUGCUGCAUGUCUCAAUUUAUUUAAAUCAAACGCCUUGGGGCGAUUAUUUACAGUCAAUCCAAGACACACGGAGUGCUUUUAUCUUCGACUGUUGUUGGUUAAUGUUACUGGCCCAUUAUCAUUUCAAGAUAUACGUAAAGUGAAUGGGCAACAAUAUCCAACGUAUAAAGAUGCAUGCCUUGCACUCGGCUUGCUGGAAGUCGACAACCAGUGGGAAUGCAUGCUUGCUGAAGCUGCAUUGAACUGUACAGCAAUACAAAUUCGUCUACUAUUCGCUAUAGUGUUGACUACAUGUUUCCCAGCCCGAGCACAGAUAUUAUGGGAAAAUCACAAAGAUUCAAUGACUGAUGAUAUAUUGCAUCAACAUCGUAUACGGUUCCACGAUCUAACAAUAACAUUCAGCGACGAAAUGUACAAUGAAGCAUUGAUUGCUAUUGAGGAUCUUUGCAUUGUCAUUGCCAACUUACCACUUAGUAAUUUCGGUAUGAAUUCGCCAAAUCGAACUGCAUCUGAUUUAAUGAAUACUGAAAUGAAUCGUGAACUGCAGUACAGUACUGUAGAAAUGGCAGCGAUUGUUGCCCGCAAUGUCCCACUAAUGAAUGAGGAACAAAGAACCAUUUAUGAUCGCAUUAUGCUCGCAGUUUCAGCUGGACAAGGUGGGUUCUUCUUUUUGGAUGCACCGGGUGGAACUGGCAAAACAUUCGUUAUUUCGCUAAUUCUUGCUGAAAUACGAUCAAAUAAUGGCAUCGCAUUGGCCGUUGCAUCAUCGGGCAUUGCAGCAACUUUAUUGGAUGGAGGUAGAACAGCUCAUUCAGUAUUUAAGCUGCCACUAAAUAUUCAGAAUAACCCUGACGCAGUAUGCAACAUUAAGAAACAAUCGUCCAUGGCCACUGUGCUGAAACGGUGUAAAAUUAUUAUUUGGGAUGAAUGUACUAUGGCACACAAACAUUCACUUGAGGCGUUGAACAGGACAUUGAAAGAUAUUAAAAACAGUGACAAACUAUUUGGCGGAACUCUGUUGGUCCUUUCAGGUGAUUUCAGACAAACACUUCCAGUCAUUCCACGUUCAACAUACGCUGAUGAGAUCAACGCUUGCUUAAAAUCAUCUCCAUUGUGGCAUGUGCCAAUUCAAUUCAAACGUAUUCAGUUUCCGAUUAGAUUGGCAGUUGCAAUGACUAUCAACAAAUCCCAAGGUCAAACGAUGUCUGUUUGUGGAUUAGAUUUGAGAACACCAUGUUUUUCACACGGACAAUUAUACGUGGCAUGCUCUCGAGUGGGUAAACCAUCCAGUUUGUUUGUGUUAGCUAAAGAUGGACUAACAAAAAAUAUUGUUCACGCUAUAGCAUUAAGAGAUUGA
This is a messenger RNA of Argiope bruennichi, 2463 nucleotides long. RefSeq lists its product as uncharacterized. NCBI's taxonomy places the organism in Eukaryota, Metazoa, Arthropoda, Arachnida, Araneae, Araneidae. The coding region runs from base 1 to 2463 and encodes 820 amino acids. The transcript is spliced from 2 exons. Gene Ontology annotation, molecular function: DNA helicase activity. The record is from RefSeq and is a predicted model, not a curated record. Gene Ontology annotation, biological process: DNA repair; telomere maintenance.